AUGCCCGCUGAAAGUACCCUACCUAUGGCUACCGGAAACGACGCUACGCCCCGCACGCUAAAGGCCUAUCUACCUGGACCGCAGGGCCAGAAUGCGUCUCAAGAGACUGUCGAAGAGCCCGAAACCCCGGAUGAAGAUGUCGCUCAGGACAAGGAUGGGAACCCGGCGAGGAAGAGGGUCAUGAUCACCAAGCUACCGCCCGAUGCUACUCUGGAGGAGCUGACGGACCUGCUCGACGGGUUUGGAGAAUGUGUAAUUGAGAAGAAGGCUCACGUUUCCGGUCGCUGGGGCUUCGCUCAUGUUCUGUUUCGAAGACUGAAGGAUGCCCAAGCGUUCUUGCGUCAGCAUAAACAGAAGAAGUUCCGCAUAGACGGCCAGACGAUCACAGUGCUAUAUUCCGACGCCGACCAGAAUGGCAAAAGCGAGGCCCUCUUCAUUCGCAAUCUGCCGCGCACUAUCACGAAGAAGGAGAUCUAUGAGCUCUUCAGACCUUAUGGCUACAUCCGCACUAUUGAUGUCGCUUGUGACCGCGAUUCGAAACCUAUUGGGUAUGCACACGUACGGUUUAGGGGGCCGCAGAAUUUGGGUCACCCCCGCGAAAAGUAAUAUCAAAUCGCCAACGCCAUUGCGAGUCCGUGCCCCAGAAGACGACAUACCCGCCGUUGAUGCGGACAGCUCGUACCCGACGUGGCCGCCGAAUCAUACACUCUGGGUGGGCGGCUUCCCCAAAGCGACGCGCUGGAGCGACCUGCGCACGAUGUUCGAGGUUUACGGCAAGGUGGAUGAUAUCAGCCUAAUCCGAAUGACAUCGAACUCUAGGGGAACGUACGCCCACGUCAGGUGUCGCUCACUGACGAUAGCGGAGCGCCUAAUGUCACGCCACGCAUGGAGACCAUUUAGAGUGUUCAUCUGCCGGAAGUCCUGCCCCGUCAUGCUCGAGUACGCCCCGCCGGCCCCGGUACACCAUGAACCGCACAACAAGCUGUUCGCGCGGAUGGUGGACGGCGACGAAACGGGCAUCCGGGCGCUGUUUGGGUCACACGCGCAGAAUAUACGCAAGAUCGAGUUCUACGACCAUUCUAAAGUCGAUCCAGUAAUUCGUGCUGCAUAUAUCGAAUUCGAUACGACGGAGGAGGCAACGGCCGCGAAGGAUGCAGUCAACCAACAGUCCGUCAACGGCAGGUCACGGCUUGUCCUUUCGUACGCCAAGAAGGGGCCAUCAGACGGCAAGUCGAAGAAGCCUUCCAGCCCAGUCUAUCUUCCCGUUCCCCAGUGGAAGUCGGUGUACGAGGGCGUGGAGAUUAGCCCAGAUGCUGUGGAGAGAAUGAAGAGCCUCGGCCUCAUGACUCCCCCCCUUCCGGAGUCCCAGAGGUAGUCUAGGGGUGCCGCUGCGCUCCUAUUGCUCUUGAGGGAAAUCUCCGCCUGAUCCAGUAUCACGUUUUUCGCGUAGGCAAACACACAUAUUCCAUGUCUAUGUCACAGCUAAAAGUUAAACGUUAAACACUUGUACAGGUGGAUACUAGCCUUUGUCGGAGGGGGGGGGGGUGAGUGAGCAGGCGAGCAACGAACUUCGAG
Messenger RNA from Rhodofomes roseus, 1575 nucleotides. RefSeq lists its product as uncharacterized. NCBI's taxonomy places the organism in Eukaryota, Fungi, Basidiomycota, Agaricomycetes, Polyporales, Fomitopsidaceae. The coding region runs from base 413 to 1375 and encodes 320 amino acids. The record is from RefSeq and is a predicted model, not a curated record. Gene Ontology annotation, molecular function: RNA binding. The transcript is spliced from 6 exons.